This is a messenger RNA of [Torrubiella] hemipterigena, 1712 nucleotides long. Lineage: Eukaryota; Fungi; Ascomycota; Sordariomycetes; Hypocreales; Clavicipitaceae. The record is from the annotation of a GenBank genome assembly.
AAAUAGUUAGUUUCUCUCCCGCAGAAGAGGUUGGCUAGAAACCACAAUAAGCUCCCCAGCAAACCUGACUUUCUGAAAUCGCAACGCCACCUGCUGUAGCUCUUGUCAGACGGAAUGCAACUUGCAGUAAUCGUCCUACUGCCCGCUCUUUAUGCGGUUGCUUCAGCAGCUUCUUGCACUUGCAGUCGACUGAAUGGAGCAUCUCUGCCAGCCUUCCCGCAUCCCGUGCGGUUCAAUGCCACAGCGGUGGAUGCCGGUGAGCUCCAUGCUGGCCAGGCGAUAAAUAAUAAUAUUACUUUCUGCCGAGUGACAGGAUCAAUCUCCUACGGGCCCGCGCUGAACAAUACCCUCCGCUUUGAGCUGUGGUUACCCAACAAGGCAGCCUACAAUGGCCGCUACUUGGCUGUCGGUAAUGGAGGAUUCGCUGGGAAUAUUAUCCCCCAAGCCAUGAUCGAUCCAUUGAACAACGGAUAUGCUGUCGCAAGUGGCGAUAGUGGACACCCUACGUCGGAGAAUGGAGUAUCCGAAUCUGGUUCAUACGCUGCGUUUUUCCAUGACAAAUCCAAAGUUUUGACCUGGAUGCGGGACUCGAUUGCCAUGUUUACAGAACCUGCAACGGCCCUAAUCGCUAUCUACUACGGUUAUAGACCUAGAAAAAUGUACUACAUUGGAUGUUCUACGGGUGGUGGACAGGGAUUUGCGCUUGCGCAGCAUUAUCCAAGCCUCUUUGAUGGCAUCAUCGCGUCUUGCCCUGCAAACUGGUAUACACAUAUCAUGAUAUCAUUCCUUUGGAAUGCCUUGAGCUCCGCAAAUUCUGGAGCAUUUCUUCCGCAAGACGCCUUGGACUUGAUAACGAAGUCUGUGCUGGAUCAAUGUGACGCCCAUGACGGUCAAGUCGACCGCGUCCUGGCAGAUCCCUCACGAUGCAACUUCGAUAUUGCCACCCUACAAUGCACACCAUGCCAGGCACCCAUCGUAAACAACAAAACGAUGUGCCUCACCAAACCUCAGGUCGAGAACGUUCGCAAAUUCUAUAAAGGUCCCGCAAAUACCGUUACUGGACAGCCGCUGUACCCCGGCUUGCCGUUUGGCUCUGAGAGGGCCUGGAUGGGACAACAAAACUCGCUGUACUUGAACUUUUCGGUCCCAUUAUUUCAAAACCUGGUAUUCAAUGAUUUGGACUACAACUACAAAUCCUUUGAUUGGAGCGCAGAUGUCGAUGUAGUCGACCGCUUGGCUGGUACACUCAUUGAUGACAUCUCGCCUGAUUUGGAAGAGUUUCGCAAAGCGGGUGGUAAGAUGAUUGUUACGCAGGCUUGGGCAGAUGAGCUGCUAGCAGCACAGUGGCCGAUCCAGCACCGUGAACGUUUGCGCACAGUCUCUGGCGAUGCUCUAGAGACAUUCUUUUCACUGUUUAUGAUCCCCGGCGCCGCACACUGCUUGCCUAGCAAAUCAUACCCUCAUGUUCCCGCAAAAUACGAUACUCUGGACCGACUUGUCGCUUGGGUGGAGAGUGGGGAGCUACCACGGAGCCUCAUUGGCACGGAACCGCUAGAUGGUAGUGAUGCAACGGUUACUCUACACCCGUACCCUAGGUAUUAAUGUAUGCGUGUGUCACCGUAAACACCCACCAAAAUAGGCGCAGGUGGUCCGAGCUUUCUGGUGAUGCUGAUUCGCACGAGAUAAAGAAAAAAGAUCGUAUGCAACCGGAA